AUGAGAGCCUCCACCUCCAGGCAACACAACAAGAAGCAGCAGCAGCAGCUUCAGCAGAGAGGAUGCAGGGCCUUGUGCUGCAGCUGCAGGCUUAGUGUGUCUUCUUCAGAGGAAGCAGAGAGCUCAAACUCCGACAGGUUUGCGUCAAUCUCAAGCCUGGCGCACGCCAUGGUGCAAGAGAGGCUCGACCAAAUGAUUAGAGAAAGGCAGGAGGCAAGACAAGUUGUAGAGAGAAGAAGGCAAAAAGGUGGUGAAGGGACUAAGUUCGUUGUAAUGGUGGCCAUGGAAAAGUGCUCUUAUGAUCCAAGAGAAGAUUUUAGAGAGUCCAUGAUUGAGAUGAUUAUGGCAAACCGGAUUCAAGAGCCGAAAGAUCUUCGUAGCCUCUUGAAUUAUUAUAUUUCAAUGAAUUCCGAGGAAUAUCAUGGGAUUAUACUUGAGGUUUUCCAUGAGGCUAACCUGUGA
Corylus avellana is the source of this 462-nucleotide messenger RNA. Its product is annotated as transcription repressor. Gene Ontology annotation, biological process: negative regulation of DNA-templated transcription. Lineage: Eukaryota; Viridiplantae; Streptophyta; Magnoliopsida; Fagales; Betulaceae. The record is from RefSeq and is a predicted model, not a curated record.